ACUGAAAUAGAAGUAGUAAAGCAUAUUCUUAUUUUUAAAAUAGCAUUAUUGCCUCUUCAUUACUUAAGGCAGAAUAACAACUGAGAUAUAUUUGCACUUGGUUUUAGGUUAACAUUACAAAUAUUAAGGCCAAACUAGACAUGACGUACUAGAGGCAGUAUAUUUAAACACUGUUCUGCCUUAGUCAUAAAGGAAGAGGGGUUUGUGUGUGAAACCUUUUUAAUAGUAAAAGGGUCAAGUAGGUAAUAAGUGCCAGAACCCUUCCUUUUUGCGCUCUAUACAAUCUGUUCCCCAGGUGUAUUUUUUCUCAUCCAAGUGCCAGUAGUAGAAAUAUGCUUGCCUUGGUGGUAAAAAAAAAAAAAGCUUGGAGAGGAGCAUGGGGAGAUAAGCAGUAGGCAGGAGUAGAAUUCAGUACCCAUCAUGCACAUGCUCCUGUUUGCUAUUAAAACAGGACCUUCUGCCCUUCUUUCUACAAGAUAAUAUCAGGUCUUUGUUUAAACACAUGGUUUGUAUUCAUUUUGAUCCUAAAUAUUAGAAUAAGUAGCUUUCUAAAGGCCAUGUCUAAGAAUGGUAAAUGAUUGUUCUUUGGAAAGUUUUGAUAGGUAGUAGUUUUCUCUUUGUAAGCAUGAUUUUUCUCUACUGUGCUAAAAUGCUCGAUUGUGCUGCUCUGGUGCUUACUAGUUAGCCAGAUUGUUUUUGAAUUUUUGAAGCUUGUUUAAUGCAAGUUGUGCAGCUACUAUGUUUAAGGAACUUGAUUGGGGGUGGGGUUAGGCCAUAUACAGUUUUGUAGUUGGUGAAGAAGUAAUUUUGGACAGAGUAGUAUAUCAGAGUAAUCUGUUACUUUUGUCAUAACUUUUGACUGCUUUCCUUGCAACUCUUCUUUCUGUAUGGAAGUGUGUAGGCUUUUCUGCACAGUUGUUCACAUUCUAAGAGCCCAGUAUCCUCUAGGUACUAAAGCAUUGCUCAGUAAAUCUACUUCAUAUCCAUUGGGAUUGCUCAUAUGCAUUGAAGCACAUUCUUAAGUACUCUUAAUGAAUUAAAAUCUGUAUUUCUUACUAUUAUGGUGAUAUGUUUUAACAUUGCCUAACCUGAAGUAUUAAAUACUGCAUUGUGCUGAUCACAGCUCCCUAUGUCAGUCACAUUCUUGUUUUUAGUGUGUUCAUAUAUCUUGAUGUUGGCUGUUGCUUUGUGUCUAGACUUAGCACAAAGUUCACGGUAAGGCAUAGUACUAUAAAUUUCACUAUGAAAUUCAAGGAUUUGGAAGAAACUCAAAUAUUAACAAUGGCUUUGGGUGGGAUUGUGUAGGUUCUUUGGUUAAUGUUUGUUUCUUUUGUCUGUUUCUUUUUCUUCAUUUCUACACAUUCAUGCAGUAUUUCAUGGUUCUAACAAAGCAGCAGUAAAAAACUCUUGACGCAUGAAAAUUAACUGGUGAGGGGCCUCAUUGCUUUUUUUAAAUUGUAGUUUUAUUUCUGAAUAACUUUUUUCCUAAAAAUGAGAGGAUCAGAUGCAUGAGUACUUAAUGGAUGCAGAUCUUCUAUGAGGUGUCUCAGCAUAAGUCUAAGAGGAUUUCUAGUUAGAUGCCAGAAAUGUUAUAGUUGCACUAAUUGUGUGUAAACAUAAAUAAUAUCCUCUGAGACAUAAUUUUGCAUGCAAAAUUAUCCCAUAAUCUCUGUAGGUAUGUUAAUAUAUUGAUGCAUUAAUGCCCUGUAUCUAAAUGACCUUUCGCCCUUUUCCCACCAUAACUUUUGGUAUUGAAAUUAUGGCAGCUCAGUGACAGAAGAAAGAUAACAGUGCUGUGUAUUAUACAUUUGUUUAUAUUAUCGGCACUUCUCAGUAUAGGUGGAAGGAACCAUUACCUUUAUUUAACAGUGGUUUUUCUUUUUUGUUGUUGUGUUUUACAGUUCUUUUCCCUGGUUCAGCCUGAACUAUAUACCAGGCCCUGCUGAAAAUACCACCCAACAGUUUUCUUCUGCAGCUUAUCCAGUUUCUCUUAAGUGCCCUGUACAUAUUGUAUGUUUUAUGAUGAGAUGCAGUUUUUUAAAAUAUGUAUUGCAGAAACGCUACUGGUAUUUGCAAUUAUAUAGUACAGUUGUCUUAUUGAACUCUCAUAUUGGGGGCUUGGGCACAUUAACAGAUUAAUCCAUACGUAUAGGGCUUUUGCUGUUGGAUAGAAUAACAACAAUCAACAUGACUGUUUAUCCCAUGUAGGGCCUUCUAGUAAGGUUAUUUUCUAUUCAGGGUAGGCAGCAACCCUAGAUACUUGCCAUAGCUGGCUACCAGGCUGCAGAGCAGAAUUUUCUUCUGAGAUAUGCAGCAACACUUGUGGUACAGUAGGCAUGACAUACAGUGGACCAUGUAUUUUACUGCACAGGUAAGGAAUAUGCCACAGUUUUCUGUGUUUACAUAAGUACACACACAUGUGCACAUAUAUACUGAACCUAUAUUUGGAGAUCUGUGGAGACCUUCAUAUCAAUGUGACAUGUCAGCAAAAGCCCUACACUUUUCCUUACCUUCUCUUAAAUUUUACAAAAUUUGUAUGGUAGGUGUAAAAAAAAUCAUAGUGACUGUACCAUAUUAUUAACCCCUAAAUCAAACUUUUUUUGUCUUGUGUAUCUUGAUUUUUCUGUGUGCUUUAUAGUGAAGCAGCCGACACGAGUCGUUGUUCAUAAAACAGCUUUUGAAAGUUGAGAGCACACCCCUGGAGAACCGACUGUGCUUGCUUACGUUUGGUUCAUGACUUAAAAAUCGAGUACAGGAGUUAUUCCUGAUGAGACUAAGGCUUUGUCUCUCCUGGCACCAGCUAAUGCUGUGGCAGGUCUACUGCCUGGGGGUGGACUCCUGCCCACACCCAACCCACUUUCUCAGAUUGGUGCUGUUCCUUUGGCUGCUUUAGGAGCUCCAACUCUUGACCCAGCCCUGGCUGCUCUAGGGCUUCCUGGGGCAAAUUUAAAUUCUCAGUCUCUGGCGGCAGAUCAACUACUAAAGCUUAUGACCACAGUGGAUCCAAAGCUGAACCAUGUAGCUGCAGGCCUCGUUUCACCAAGUCUGAAAUCAGAUACCUCCAGUAAAGAAAUAGAAGAAGCCAUGAAACGAGUACGAGAAGCACAGUCCCUUAUUUCUGCUGCCAUAGAACCAGAUAAAAAAGAUGAUAAGAGAAGGCAUUCAAGAUCCAGAUCACAUUCCAGGAGGAGGAGAACGCCUUCUUCUUCUAGGCACAGACGGUCAAGAAGCAGAUCAAGGAGACGAUCUCAUUCAAAGUCAAGAAGCAGAAGAAGAUCUAAAAGUCCUAGGCGGAGGAGAUCUCAUUCUCGAGAGCGUGGUAGAAGGUCUAGGAGCACCUCCAAAUCCAGAGACAAAAAGAAAGAAGAGAAAGAGAAGAAGAGAUCUAAAACUCCACCAAAGAGUUACAGCACAACCAGAAGAUCCAGAAGCACAAGCAGGUUGCUGUAUCUUCUAGAGAGACGACGUAGGAGAAGCAGGAGUGCCUCCAGAUCACCUAAAAAGCCUAGAUCUCCUAAAAGAAAGAUGUCAAGAUCUCCUUCACCAAAAAGACACAAAAAGGAAAAAAAAAAGGAUAAAGACAAAGAGAGGAGUAGAGAUGAACGUGAAAGGUCAACAAGCAAGAAGAAGAAGAGCAAAGACAAAGAGAAGGAACGAGAGAGAAAAUCCGAGAGCGACAAAGAUGUCAAACAGGUCACAAGAGAUUAUGAUGAAGAAGAACAAGGCUAUGAUAGUGAAAAAGAGAAGAAGGAAGAAAAAGCAGCAGAUCCUGCUUCUCCCAAACUUAGAGAAUCACCAGUUGGAAAAGGAAGUGGAGAUGCACCAAGGGAAUCCAAAGUCAACGGGGAUGAUCAUCAUGAAGAGGAUAUGGAUAUGAGUGACUGAAUAUUGCCUUUGCAGUUAAGAACAGCUGCUGACAUGCAUCAGUGUCAUUCCUGUGUGAUUCUUUUAUGCUGUACUUGUUUAACCUUUUAAUCUAGAUGUACACAGCUGUAACUAUAACUGGUUGUAAAGCUCCUGAUAUUAAAUAAUUACAUCAAAAGCUUUAGAAAAAAUGAUGUCUGGGUUUCCAUUCUUGUAAUUGGCCCAAUUGACCUGAGUAGCCCAGUGGUUCUUAUUUACUUGGUGCUUCUUUUUUUUCUUCUUGAGCACAAAGCUGCAUGCAUCUUUGGCAGGCAUGGAUUGUUUGUGUUGUAUGAUCUUUUUAGUAAACCAGCUCACCUACAAUAGUGUUUCUAGAGUUUGAUUCAUUCGCGAUAAUAGGGAAUGCACUGGCUGCACGUUAACUGUGGCAAAAACAUCUUCAUCUACAAUUUUAUGGUGGAUCUGCUAUGGGUCUUAAGUGUAACAGAACUAACAUUAGCUUCAUCUGCAAACAAACAUUCUGAUAGAGGUAGUUAACCCUUUUUAGCCAUGUGGCUAAAUGUUUUUGUUGAUCUUGUUUGGCUUUGGCAAGGUUGAAAUGCACUAACCUUUUUGAUGCUUAAUUUUUAUCUUAAAUCCUUCUCAGGUGGUGUUUUUGUGUAUAACUUGACCGCUUGGACUUUUGAAGACAGUAAUGUAUAAUUUCUGUGCUUCUUCAAGCGUCACAGGAUGAGAGAGAUUUAACCUUGUGUAGUGUUCAUAACCCAUGUUCUAUUUCAUUUUGUUUUUGUGUAAAAACACUGCAAAAAAGGUAGUGCAUUUUAAAAACUGAACGUCACGAUUUUUAAAACAAGUUUACUUGAUAAUGUACUUGAUCUCAAGUUGUAUAAACUAAUUUGUGUUACAGUCACUGAAGUAGUAAUCUUAUGCACAGUGAUUUCAUGUUAUAUGCAAAGUAGUUGGACAACCUAUUUAGUUCUGGAAGUUUUUGGAGCAGUUACUUUUGUGCAGGUGAAAACAAAAGUAGGCUACAGUCUGUGCCAUGUUGAUGUACAGUUUCUGACAUUGUUUUACAAGACUUUGAUAAUAAAACGCUUAAACAUA
Messenger RNA from Heteronotia binoei (common prickly gecko), 4968 nucleotides. RefSeq names its product serine and arginine rich splicing factor 11 (gene SRSF11). The coding region runs from base 2989 to 3885 and encodes 298 amino acids. The record is from RefSeq and is a predicted model, not a curated record. Gene Ontology annotation, cellular component: nucleoplasm. Lineage: Eukaryota; Metazoa; Chordata; Lepidosauria; Squamata; Gekkonidae. Gene Ontology annotation, molecular function: RNA binding. The transcript is spliced from 11 exons.